Messenger RNA from Seminavis robusta, 1572 nucleotides. The record is from the annotation of a GenBank genome assembly. Lineage: Eukaryota; Bacillariophyta; Bacillariophyceae; Naviculales; Naviculaceae.
AUGUCGAAAGCUAUGCCGACUGCAGCCGGAGAGAGUCCUACCGGUACUACUAGUAUCGAAUAUCCCAAGAGCCUCGAAGAUGAGGAAAAAGAAGAGGAGAAGGAACCCAAGCAGCAAGUUUCAAGGGAAUCUUUUCAUGCAGUUGACCAUACCUGUAACAACAGGAUUCAAGACUUGGAUGAACACUCAGUACUACGCCAUGUUCAACCAUUGCCGUUGUUGCCCAAUGCAAACAUGAGAGGAUUGCCGGGGGCAUAUUCUGUUGCGGGGAUCGGCGCCUCUAUGGAUGAACCUCAACCUUAUAAUAAUACUGAGACAGACAAUAACUCUCCCAGCAGCAAUGAGACUGAGGCAGUAAUUGACAGGGCCAUUGUUGUCGACAACGAGGAAAUCAAUCAGGAUCGAUUGGAACAUGCCGCAGUUGAUGAAGUAAUCGAAGGAAGAGUCAUGCCAAGCAAUAACAGGACCAAAAGUAGGCUACCGCUGUUGUGCCUGGCAUUGAUUUCAAUAGCUGGUUUGGGGAUCUUUCUUGCUCUAUACCUGCCUCUCGCUGCCAACUCAAGUAGUAAAGGUGAUGCAUCCAAGGCAAAAUUUCCAACCGCUCAUAGUGACCACACAUCUCUGGUCAUUUAUCCACCCUUUCAAGAUGGUAUGUCUCGUCCAACUCUCAACGCAUUUGAGAACACAACUACACCUGAAUACAGAGCCAAUGCCUGGAUGUGGAAUGACCCCAACCUAAACAGCUACACCCCCGAAAGACAGCUGCAACGAUACGACUUGGCAUACUUCUACUUUAUAACAAAUGGCCGCAACUGGUUCCAAAAUGAUCACUGGCUCAGCUACGAUGUGAAUGAAUGUGACUGGUUUACUCAGGCUCACAAUGAAACCAUCCUCCACUAUGACCAAUAUCCAGUCUGCAAUGAGAACAACACUCUACUGAUCCUGAACCUAAACUCGAACAAUCUCCAAGGGACACUGCCAGUAGUCAACAGAUUCCUUUCCAGAAUGAAGACAUUUGAUAUUGGAGACAACGAAAUCCAUGGAGUGGUCCCAACUGGCCCUGCAGGAAAUAAUGAAGUAUUGGAGGUCUUUAUUGUAUCCAACAACAACUUUGAAGGUCAAAUUAUCUCGGGGAAUGGCUUCAAACCGUUUGGGGUGCGAGUGAUCAAGACGGAUGGGAACGCUCUGCAUGGUUACCAUGCACCUCUCUACUAUGUUCUAACCAAGUUGGUAAUCCUCAAUAUUGAGGAGAAUCUGUUUUGUGGUGCACAGACAGAGGCCAUUGGCAACUGCAAGCCCCUCCGUGAAUAUGUCGUAUCAGGCAAUUUGUGCAGUGGAACAAUCCCCACAAGACUAGGAGAGCUCGCUGCUUUGAACACUAUUGAUGUUCAUGACAAUGCAGACUUGACUGGCCAAAUACCCUCUGAGUUGGGUGAGCUGUCCAGCUUGACCUUUCUGGAUGUCACUGGCACAAAUGUAUCUGGUCCGGUACCCGAAAAGCUGUGCGAGAGAGCGCACAUUGGCUUGAUGGAGAUUCGGGCCAACUGUAGUUUGGUGGAAUGUUGUUUCUAA